Molecule: messenger RNA, 2415 nt
Organism: Penicillium odoratum
Lineage: Eukaryota; Fungi; Ascomycota; Eurotiomycetes; Eurotiales; Aspergillaceae
Exons: 1
Coding region: 1-2415 (804 amino acids)
Source: RefSeq, a predicted model, not a curated record
AUGUCUUUUCUGAAAUGCCCUUUGAGCCCUCGCUCCCUCGAGCAGAGCCCUCGAACUGAAGAUAGUGACCUCCCCACACCGAGUGCAGUACCGAUCAAACGUGAACGCGGUCGUCUUCAACGCAGAAAAGGACCCGCAUCCUCUAGUCCUUCUACUGUGCCGACCACUUCUCGUGCCACUCGCUACUCUGAGCGCAUUCGGAAUCUGCAGGCCAGUGUCAGUCGGGCUCUAGGCAUCCAGUCGUCUGCGCAAGAAAUCUCACCUAUCAGCCUUGCCAAUCCGGCCUCAACCGAGCUCCCUUCCAGUCCACCAACUGCUGUGGGCUUGCAGGGUUACCAGACACUGACGCCUGCCCAGCAGGCUUUCUCCGCCGACUCACCUCCCAUUCUUCCAUCAGGCCCUGCUGAGGGGUUGCAGAGUGAAAACUCGUUUGAGACACUCGAACCCUUUCCUGCGUCGGAGCCUUCUCUGCAGAGCCCACCAGACACAAUUGUGCAGUUUACAGGAGGAAAGGCGUCUCUUCCUACCAACACAUUGGACUUAAUCCCUCAGUACCAACCGUCUUCAACUGGAACUUCCACGCCAGUUGUGUCAAUAUCCUCACCUUCUCUGUCCAGUCCGCCUGACAUUAUUGUGCAGUUUACAGAAGGAAAGGCGUCUAUUCCUACCAACCCAUUGUACCUCAUUCCACAGUAUCAGCCACCUACAGUUGAGACCUCUGUACUAUCUGUGUCAACAUCGUCACCUUCUCUUCUCAGCCCUCCAGAUAUAAUUGUACAAUUUACAGAUACAAAGGCGUCUGUUCCUACCAAUUCGUUGUACCACUCCCGAUCUGAGACCCCUACCGCCGCUACUACGCCCAGGCUUCGCAAACGAAAGAGCCCAAGCAUUGACCUUGAGCUCACUACUCGCACCCCAAAGCGCCGAAACUCCAGUGACCAUAAACACGAUCUGAGUUCUCCAACGCCAUCCUUCUCGCCCAGCCCUCACUUAAAGAUGACAUUGAAGUGCAAACGAAAGAGCUCUAGCGUUGACCUUGAGCUCACUACUCGCACCUCAAAGCGCCGAAACUCCGGUGACCAUAAACACGAUCUGAGUUCUCCAACGCCAUCCUCCCCGCCCAGUUCCCACUCAGAGAUGACAAUGAAGCGCAGACGAAACAAACUCGAUGAAGACCGAGCUUGCUCUUCCGCUGCUGAAAGCAUUGAUGGGGAUUCUACAACUUCCAAAUCCUCGCACUCCCUCUACUUAGAUAAUGGUUUGGUUUUCGAGUCUGAUCAAUACGACAGCCAGCGCCUAUCUGAAUCGCCCAGUCCCUCUCCUCCAUCACCCUUCCCUCCAAAACGGACCAAAAUACAUCCGAAGCAACAGACCAACCGAAAGAAGCAAGGGAGAAGCUCGCGUUCUACCAAGACUGCAGCUAAAGCUUCAACCAAAGCUCCCCCCGGACAGAAACAUCUGGACACCAAUGGAAAAGAGGAUUUUAGUCAUGAUGACGACUGCUAUGCUGAUGAUACCCUGAGUGAUGAAAGCGAUUACCAAAUCACAUCAGGCGAGCGAGAAGACCUGUUAAAUGAACUUACACGAGAAAGAGGUCAACGCCUGGCCAAGACGGUGGAAAUCCCUCCAGACUCUGGACUAGGACCAGUGCAGAUACAGCUCGUUCGCAAGCUAGCCACACGUGGCUGUAAGCCCGUCAUGUCUCGAUUCUGGUUCCGUGAUUUCGAUACUUGGCCCCAGUCACUGUUCUCCGAGGGAGACGUCGACUCCGAAGAUGAAGAUGGCGAGCUUCUAAUGUUCAGGUCACAGAACAUGUCAGAUAACUACGCCAUCAAGGCUCUCCAGGAGCUCUUUGCGGUCAGUGGCCGAGUGCGAGAUUGCUCGUUUCUGUCAGUGAAGCCCCAGUUUGUUGUGGGAAAAGCCAUUCGGCAGUACCUACACUGGGCGAUCGACGAUGCAGGUCUAAAGACCACUCGGCAAACAAUCCCGGUGCAUUGUAUUUGUCCCCAGAUCCCUGGGGAGGAAAUCUUCUCGACAAUAAUGAGAUGUUCGCGGAGACUGGAGAGACUGGGGAAGCAGCAUCAGAUUGCGCACGCUGGCAAGAAGGAGUUUUGGCCAACAAUGAUUGGCUUUGUGAUCGCAGGACCAAUUGUGUGUCUUCUGUCUCUAGAUACAGAUCCCACAUCUGAAGCGUGGUCACAAAAAGUCAACAUUGAUGGAGAGAGCCCGGCGAAGUAUUUGACCCAGUUCGACCUUUCCGAGCGGGAGCAGGAUGUUUGGAACUCCCUGGCAGUUGCGAUAUGUGUUGUUCAUCUACGGGACACACUUAUCAAGCUGGCCAGGGGUUACACUGGGAACCCUGCUGUUCCCAUUAUCCGGGGACUCGGGAAUGAGACCGACGACGAAGACAUUUAA